Messenger RNA from Leptidea sinapis, 2613 nucleotides. RefSeq names its product ecdysone oxidase-like. Gene Ontology annotation, molecular function: flavin adenine dinucleotide binding; ecdysone oxidase activity. Bases 57 to 1946 code for a protein of 629 amino acids. Lineage: Eukaryota; Metazoa; Arthropoda; Insecta; Lepidoptera; Pieridae. The record is from RefSeq and is a predicted model, not a curated record. The transcript is spliced from 5 exons.
UUACCUCGAUCGAAUUACUUCCUGCCGAAUUCAAUUACUUAUAUGUAGCUCUAAAGAUGACUCUUUACAAGUUUUUAUUAUUUUGUGGUAUAUUCAUGGUACAAUCUUACCAUGCAAUGUGUUGCACUAAUAAUACAGACUGCCCUAACCCAACGACAGGCAUGGCAGCUUCCAUCUUCCAUGAUGCAUUAAACUUUUUUCAAAAAGAUGAAUGCAACAUUAACACUGAUGUUAAUCCCAAAUCAGAUGUAAAUGAUCAAGAUGAAUUUGAUUUUAUAAUUGUUGGUGCUGGAACAGCUGGGUGUGUUGUAGCAAGACGUCUUGUAGACCAAAAUUAUAACGUAUUGCUCCUUGAAGCUGGACCAGAGCCACCCGUAGAAGCAAAGAUUCCUAAUUUGGAUAAAUCCAUGUAUAUGACAAAAUAUGAUUGGCAGUAUUACACUGUUGACAAUGGCCUAACAAGUCAAGCACUAGUAGGUGGAAGUACUUACUGGCCACGUGGAAAAAUGCUUGGUGGCAGCCAUCAAAUAAACUUGAUGUUUUAUUACAAGGGAGUAGCACAUGACUAUGAAUCUUGGGAAGAUCUUGGUAACAACAAUUGGAGUGAAGAAAUUAUCAAUAAGUUUUUUAAAAAAGCAGAGAGCUUACAGAGUGAAAAACUAUUAAAUAAUGAUGAAAUAAAAAAUAGUUAUGGCCAUGAUGGUCUUCAAGUCAUAAAUACAGUAAAUUUUACAUCCAGUAAUAUUAUUGACAAAAUACUCGAGUCAUUUCAAGAAAUGGGAAUAGAAAAUAAAGAAGACUUAAAUACUGCAAAUUUAAGCGGUUCGGGUAGAGGUACAGUGACUGCUGCAAAUGGAAUGAGAACAACAACAUACGCCAUGUAUGUGGAGCCAAUAAUAUCAAGACAAAAUUUGAAAGUGAUAAAUCAAGCAUACGUGACAAAGAUAUUAAUUGAUGAUGAUUUGAAAACUUAUGGUGUUGAAGUUGAUAUUGAUGGAAAAAAUAUGACUUUUAAUGCUAAAUUUGAAGUUAUUUUAAGUGCGGGUGCAAUAAAUACACCACAUUUGCUAAUGCUUUCAGGUGUAGGUGACAAAAAACAUUUAGAGUCAAAUAAUAUUGAAUGUAAAGUCCACCUGCCAGCAGUCGGUCAAAACUUACAGGACCAUGCGGCGGUUUCGAUCCCUAUUAUGCUGGAUCCACAAAACUCCACAUCAGAAAGAGACGCUAACUUUGAUGUCAUUAAAUACUUAUACAACCGUACUGGAUACCUAGCACAGUUAAGCGUUACAGAUAUAAGUGCGUUUUAUUCAAAAACUCAAAAUCUCUCGUACCCAGAAUUUCAAAACUUGCUUGCUAUAUUUAACACUCCAUCGGAACUUGAAAUGUUUCUCAACGUUUUAAAAUAUAAAGAAAGGGUGAUAAAUUCAUUAAAACAGCAGGCUCAAAAUCAUUCAACUUACGUAUUUGAAGUAGCUUUACUUCAUCCUCUGUCCCGCGGAUCAAUCGUAUUAAAUUCUUCAAAUCCUUAUGAGUACCCUUUAAUCGACUCUAAUUAUUUUGGAGAAUUGAAAGAUUUGGAGCUAAUUACUGAAGGGAUUCAAAUAUUAACCAAAAUAAUAGAUACGGACUAUUUCAAGUCUAAUAAUGCAUUUAUAGCAAGGUUGGAAUGGCCUGAUUGUGAUCAAUUUGAAUUAAAUAGUGGAGAUUAUUGGAAAUGUGUAGCAAAGAAUACAGUUACUACAUUAUAUCAUCCUGCUGGUACUGCAAGUAUGGGCCCCGACCCAAAACAAUUUGUGGUUGAUGAUCGACUACGAGUUCAUUUUAUGAAAAACUUAAGAAUAAUAGAUGCAAGUAUAAUACCAAAUAUCACCAGCUGUAAUACAAAUGGACCCACUUUAAUGAUUGCUGAAAGAGGCUCUGCUCUGGUAAUAGAAGAUCACUCGUAAUAUCAGAAUAGAUGAUUUUUUUUAUACAAAACAAAUCUUAUCAAUUACAUUUACAAUACAAUAGAUAUAUUAAAUUAAAACUACUAGCCACCAGAGUCAUUCCGGCAGGAAAUAUAUAUUAUGAAUAUAUUAAAAUUUAAUUUAAUUUCUCUACUUUUCCCUAUUUUAAUUAAAUGUACUCAUUUUAAAUUAAUUAAAAACCACCCAUGGAACUCCUAACAUCAUAAUAAUCUAAAAUAACCUCUUAAGUACUACAACUUUAAAAAAGCCAAUUAUAAUAAUAUAAUUGAUCAGAAACACAUAAUCGGUUAUAGCAGUUGGUGUGACAGAGGACAAUAUGUAAAUUAUUUUAGGUCAAAUAAAAGACAAUAAAACAUCCUGAUAGUGGUGGUAGUUUACGCACUAGAUCCGGAUUCCGUCAUCCGAUUUCUUUCCUUUAAUCGUAGAAAUAGUUCUACGACUACUUCGGACCGUGUUUUCACAGAUACGGUUCGGACUCUGAUCGGACGUAGUGAGAAAGCGCUCUGAAACCCACGCGAGGAAGACGAAAUUUUAAUUAAGUAUUUAAUCAUUAAUAACUUUUAUGAAUCAUAUUAUUGUGUUAUUAUAUAGAGUUAAUUGUAUUAAGACUUUAUAGCUCGUGUUUUAAAUAAAUAACGUGUAUUUA